AAAAUGGCUGAAAGCAAUAGCAAAAGUGUAGACGUGCGGCCUAAAGCAAGUCGGAGUAGAAGUGCUGACAGGAAAGAUGGUUACGUUUGGAGUGGGAAGAAGUUAUCCUGGUCCAGAAAGAGUGACAGUUCUGAGUCUGAAACGGUCGGUACUGUUGAGAAAACUGAGAUCCCUCUAAGGAGCCAGGAAAGGAAGCUCAGCUGUUCGUCCAUCGAGCUGGACUUAGGUCAUUCCUGUGGGCAUAGAUUUUUAGGCCGAUCCCUUAAACAGAAGCUGCAAGAUGCCGUGGGGCAGUGUUUUCCAUUAAAGAACUGCAGUAGUCGGCACUCUUCAGGGCUUCCUUCUAAAAGGAAAAUGCACAUCAGUGAGCUCAUGUUAGAGAAGUGCCCCUUCCCGCCCCGCUCAGACUUAGCCUUUAGGUGGCAUUUUAUUAAACGACAUACUGUUCCCAUAAGUCCUAAUGCAGAUGGCUGGGAGAGCACAGACUCCUCUGAGAGCACACUGAGGGAUGCUCAGGUAAAACGAAGGAACAUGGACGAAGACACGCCCUGUUUCUCACAUACCAGCGUGCAGCCUUGUGUCCUCACUCCCAACAGUGCAUCGUGUGCAGGUGGUCACAUGACUGGCUCUGUGAUGAACCUGGCCACCAGCAGCAGCAUGGAGGACAGUGACAUGGACUCAGAGGAUGAAAUCAUCACACUGUGCGCAAGCUCCAGAAAAAGAAACAAGCCCAGGUGGGCAGUGGAUGCCGACGCCCUGCAGUUGGAGGCGCCCCCCAGGUUCCACACGCAGAUUGAUUACGUCCACUGCCUGGUUCCAGACCUCCUCCAGCUCAGUAACAACCCGUGCUACUGGGGCGUGAUGGAUAAAUACGCCGCCGAGGCUCUGCUGGAAGGGAAGCCAGAGGGCACCUUUUUACUUCGCGACUCAGCACAGGAGGACUAUUUGUUCUCCGUUAGCUUUAGGCGCUAUAGUCGCUCUCUCCAUGCGAGAAUUGAACAGUGGGACCAUAACUUCAGCUUUGAUGCCCACGAUCCUUGUGUCUUCCAUUCUCCUGACAUUACUGGGCUCCUAGAACAUUAUAAGGACCCAAGUGCCUGUAUGUUCUUUGAACCACUUUUAUCCACUCCGUUGGUCCGGACUUUCCCCUUUUCCUUGCAGCACAUCUGCAGAACAGUUAUUUGUAAUUGUACAACCUACGAUGGCAUCGAGGCCCUUCCAGUUCCGUCUCCCAUGAAAUCGUAUCUGAAGGAGUACCAUUAUAAAUACAAAGUGAGGGGACUCAGGGCUGCUGUGCCGGAGCAGCAGUGACGGGGAGGGUUAGCAAUGUGGACUCGCAGACAUAUUUUCACUUAAUAUUUUAUUUUUCUUAUGCUCUUUGAAGUUUUGUACAAAGGCAGUUGGAAUCCAAAAUAAAACUCUGCCCUAAAUUUUAAUUCCAGAUCAAUUUAUUUUUCUUAUGAUACACUUGUUAUAUAUUUUUAAGCAGGAAUUUGGUUUUUGUUUUUACCAUGUAAAUUCUAUACUUUUUCCCUUAAUUUACAUUUAGUCCAGGCAUAUUUGAAAUUUCGAGACAUUGCAAAUACAUUUGAAUAGUCUGUAUUUUUUUUAAAAUAAUCUGUUCUUUCCUACGUAUAAAAUAUUUUGCUAAUCUGUGCUAUCAGUAUUCUUGUAUGGCAAAAUAGUUACCUAUUCCCUUUUCAUUUAAGGUUGUUCAGUAAAGAUGAGUGUUAUAAUCCAUCCAUUGUACUGAAAUUGACUUUUGUAAUUUGCUGAUAGGAAUGUUAGGCAACAAAGUGGUUUAAAAUGAAACUUAGUGUGUUUUCAUUUGAAUAUUAAGUAAAACAAUUUGUUUGUUUGUUUGUCUAUUAAUCUGGCCAAUAAGAAAAGGAUUGUUUUGUUCUAGAGGUGGAUUUGUUCUGCAGGAUGGCAGAAUCGGCAGUUAAUCCAUAGACAGCAUCCCUCAACCUGGAAGAGGUCAA
Molecule: messenger RNA, 1982 nt
Organism: Acomys russatus (golden spiny mouse)
Lineage: Eukaryota; Metazoa; Chordata; Mammalia; Rodentia; Muridae
Gene: Socs4
Product: suppressor of cytokine signaling 4
Exons: 1
Coding region: 4-1311 (435 amino acids)
Biological process (GO): phosphatidylinositol phosphate biosynthetic process; intracellular signal transduction
Cellular component (GO): phosphatidylinositol 3-kinase complex
Molecular function (GO): 1-phosphatidylinositol-3-kinase regulator activity
Source: RefSeq, a predicted model, not a curated record